AUGGGCGGCUAUUUCUCCAAGAAGCCGCCCCAGCCCCAGUCCUCGCCUCCGCCCCUCAGCCUCAACCUCAGCCACCGCCUCAACCUCAAACUCAGCCUCAGCCUCAGCCUGCACCUCAACCUCAACCUCAGCCCCGGCCUACCCAUCAACCUCAGCUUUGUAAUCACAACUCGAAAUUUGGGUGUGACAGAUAUGCUCAAGGACGGCCUUGCACGUCGUGAGCAUAGUGUGGGUACUCUAUCCAACAAAGAUACUCUCCAAAUAUUGUUCAGAGAUUGCAUUCCUGAUAAUGCCAUAGACACAGACGGAAAGAACGUGCAAAAAACAAUUCAGAUUUGUCCUGGGAUUCCGUUGGUCUUAGAAAUUGUUGCUGCUCGUUUGCGCAUGCAGAACUACGUGGUAGAGAGGUUUACGCAAAUAUUUGAAGCUUUGGAGCCAGGAAAAGAUGUCAAGGAAGAAAAUCUGACCGAACGUCUUGUCAAUUUUGUGUAUGAUAAGUUGGAAACCUCUACACAAGAAGCGUUUCUGGAUAUUUGCUGCUUCUUUGUUAGCUGUAGUCGCCACGAUGUGGAGUACAUUGUUGGAGCUGAGGAGAUCACACAUCUGGAAGAAGCAGCUUUGUUCAAGACGUCCGACACAGGCAACGUGGUUGUUCAUGAUAUCAUCCGAGCAAAACCGCUGAAUAUGUCUGAAUCCAGUAGAAUUAUGGAUAUGCAAUCCUGGGUCGAUGUUGUAAGCGAAAAUCAGAUAAAAGUAUCACGGCCAGCCCAAAAGACACCAAAAUUUAAAGAACUGAGAUUUCUCCGACUUGGUGGCGACAUCUCUGGUUUAUGGCAAGUGAAUUUGGAGUCUCUUGAGCGGUUGGCCGUGUACCAUGGCCCUAUCUUUAAGGAUGGUGUGAAUUUUUCUAAGCUACCCAAGAAGUUACGUGUUAUGAAAGCCACUGCACAGUCUGAAGAAUCUGCAAAGUCACGGGACUCCAUGGCCGUCAACGUCAGCCAAAAUUCUUUCUUGGAAGAAUUGGAUUUGAAAGAACUGAAAAAUCUCCAGAGAUUACCAGAAUGGCUUGAUCACUUAAGUGGCCUCAAGGUUUUGAUAUUAGAUGAAUGGGAUAAAAUGCAGGAGCUGUCCGAGCAGGUUUGGGCAACUGCGUUAAAGAGGUUGAACCUGCAGACAUUUGAUCUUAAAGAGUUGCCUUCUAGCUUUGGGGACCUUAGCUCUUUAGUAGAGUUAAAACUGUCCGGUUGUCUGGAGCUAAAGGAAUUGCCCCCCGCUCAGCCGCAACCGCCACCUAUUCAACCGCCACCCGGUCAGCUGCCACCGCCAUCGCCGACGUCUGAUUUGCCGCAGCCCACGGUGGAAAACUGUAUCAGCAUCUUUCAAACCAUAGAAAAUGUGGCCGACGUUGAUUGUUUGAUCGAUCUCAUCGACAAGAUCUUGGAGUCCCUCCUAAACAGGUCUAAACAAGAAAAGACGUUACAGAGAAGCAUUAGUUCAGAAACUUAUUCGGAUACACUCAAGGAUAGAGCGAAAUCAGUAUGGGCUUCCUUUCUCGAAAGUGGGUCUGUAUUCCUCGAAUUUGUGAAUAAGCAUAUUCAACUGGAGAAGGGAGAUGAAGUAAACAGACAAGCUUUAGCACACAUAUUGCAAAUUGUGGGGAAGGUGCAUUGGGUGGUUGCAGGGUUAUCUGUUGUAGCUUUCUUGCUAGAACAGAUUGGUCAAAUAUCUGAAAACCGGAGUGAAUGCAUAGAACUCUUAAAACAAAUGGUUAAGCUUGCUGGGCAUAUAAGAAAGUUGAAAUAUGAUAUGCCACAAGAAGAAAAAAUAUUGAAUGAAGCGACUACAUUGAUUGUUGAAGGAUCCAUGAUGUGCGCUUCUCAGUUAAAGUCGAGAACACUUUUCCGGAUAUUGAAGGCUUCUGUGGAUUCCGAAAGAUUGCGUAGUCUACAAUUGAAAACAAAUCAACUGUAUCAGGAUCUUACAUUGCGAGUAGUAAUAGAAAUACAGCAUCAGCAGGCUCUUGCCUUCUCCCCAUGGAAGCCUAUUUAUCCAGAUUAUGCAGUUGGCAUCGAAGAGCAGAAGAAACAAGUAAUGAAGUUGCUGGAUAUGGAAACAGAAAAGAAGUCCACAGUAGCUGUAGUCAUAUAUGGAUUUGGGGGCAUAGGAAAGACCACGCUCGCGAUUGCUCUUAUUGCGGACUUAGAUCUCACAGGUUACAACUAUUCGGCAGUUCAAAUCCAAGAAGACCGCUCGAGAAAUGACAUAAAAUGUAUGCAGCAGCAAAUAUUAAAAGAUGCCUUCCCAGUAUAUACUUAUGGCAGGAAUGUUACAUUGAGAAAUAGUGCAGAGGGUCGGAAUCAUCUCACGAGCGCUUUCCAAGCCCAAGGAAACAAGCCAGUGUUUCUGUUUAUUGACAACGCUCUUCGUGCAGAAGACUUGAAAGAGCUUUUCCCAAAACGCUUAUCAGGCCUUCCGAUGGGGAGCAGAAUAGUGAUCACAACUCGAAAUUUGGGUGAAACAGAUAUGCUCAAAGACACCGGCCUUGCACGUCGUGAGCAUAUUGUAGAUACUCUACCCCACGAGGAAGCACGCAAAAUUUUAUUCGGAGACUUCACUCCAGAUAAUAGCGGAGACAGAGACGACAUGCAAAAAAUCUUGCAGAUUUGUGCUGGGAUUCCGUUAGUAUUAGAGAUUGUUGGUGCUCGCUUGCGUAAGCAGAACUACAUGGUAGAUAGAUGUACCCAAAUAUUUGAAGCUUUGGAGCGAGGAGGGGAUAUCAAGGAAGAAAAUCUGAGCAAACGUCUUGUCACUUCUGUGUAUAAAGAGUUGGAAGCGUCUACUCAAGAAGCGUUCUUGGAUAUUUGCUGCUUCUUUGUUAGUUGGAGCCGCCACGAUGUGGAGUGCAUUGUUGGAGCUGAGGAGGUCACACAUCUGGAAGAGGCUGCUUUGUUCAAGACGUCCGUUGAAGGCAACGUGAUUGUUCAUGAUAUCAUCCGAGCAAAAGGGUGGAGUAUGUCUGAAUCUAAUAGAAUUACAGAUAUGCAAUCCUGGCUCGAUGUUGUCAGCGAGAAUCAGGUAAGUCUUUGCUUGUGUACACUAAUAUAGAGUAGAAAUGUAAUGAGUAGUACUAGUA
Messenger RNA from Cryptomeria japonica (Japanese cedar), 3133 nucleotides. RefSeq lists its product as uncharacterized. The record is from RefSeq and is a predicted model, not a curated record. Gene Ontology annotation, biological process: defense response. The transcript has 9 exons. Lineage: Eukaryota; Viridiplantae; Streptophyta; Pinopsida; Cupressales; Cupressaceae. Gene Ontology annotation, molecular function: ADP binding. The coding region runs from base 1 to 3105 and encodes 1034 amino acids.